ACGGUUUUACGUGUUAAAAAAUUGGCGGUUGCAUUCUGCUUGAAAUCCAGCUUUUCCUCUCGAGGAAAUUACAAUAGUGGACUUUCCCAGUGAGAAUCACUGGAAAAUGGAGGAAAUCCGUUGGUAUGGGGGUUGGAAUUCUCUUUGUCGGGGUUUUGUGUGUUUCAAUGUUUGAGUUUCAGUUUUCGAGAAUCAAUAUUUUUCGGGAAUAAAGGAGUGAGAUUAAUUUAAUGAAAUAGGAAGUCUCGGAAGGAGAGAUGCCAAAUAUCAAGCUUCAGAGUUCUGAUGGUGAGAUUUUCGAGGUGGACGUGGAGAUUGCCAAGUGCUCGGUGACGAUUAAGACUAUGUUGGAGGAUCUGGGAAUGGACGAGGACGAGGAAGAGGUUGUACCCCUGCCGAAUGUCAACUCGGCAAUUCUCAGGAAGGUCAUCCAGUGGGCGACUUAUCAUAAGGACGAUCCACCACCACCAGAGGACGAUGAGAACAAAGAGAAGAGGACUGAUGACAUCAGCUCUUGGGACGCUGAUUUCCUGAAGGUUGAUCAGGGCACACUCUUCGAGCUGAUCCUCUCCGCCAAUUACCUGGACAUCAAGGGUCUCUUGGAUGUAACCUGCAAGACAGUAGCCAACAUGAUCAAAGGUAAAACCCCAGAGGAAAUCCGCAAGACUUUCAACAUUAAGAACGACUUCACAGCCGCUGAGGAAGAGCAGGUUCGCAAGGAGAACGAGUGGUGCGAGGAGAAGUAGAUGAAUACCCCAAUAAUUCGACUGCUCCACUGACUUUCGUUAUCUUCGUUGUAUGGAGGAGGUUGAAGAGUCCACAUCUCUCAAAGUUAAAUUGAAAAUCGUCGUCUCAGGAAGGAACAAGAACAUUUGAUAUUUCGAACUUUGGGAUUCAAUGGCUGCUGAAUUAAUUGUUUCUCUUUUGUAAGGAAAUUAAAUUCCAGGGACUUGUGAUUCAUCAUCGUAACGAGAGAAUAUAUAAAACGAAUAAUAAAUAGUCUUGUAUCAAAUAAGUCUCGCUUGAAUUCACAGAAAGUUUAGAUUGUAUGGUGUUAAAAAUUUGAGGAAAAUUCGAGGAACUUGUGGGUCAAUAAACAUUUACUGUUUAAAUUGGAAUACUCAUCUCAGAAUCAGCGGAACAUACUUGAAUUUUUCAGCAAUUGUUCUUCGACGGCAGCUCCUUCGAAUUUUCAGAUAAAAUUUUUAACAAUGUAGGCUUUAAGUAAUAUAACUGUAUUAAUACUUAAAUUAUGCGUUGUAAUAUUUCGAGCUACCAUUAAUUACUCCUCGGUUUCCAUAAAUUGGUCGUUUGGUAGAUUUCAUCGGACACAUUCGUGUCUUCAGUGAGUUAUUUAUCGAAGAAUACAUGUUUUUGAAUCGAUAA
Molecule: messenger RNA, 1386 nt
Organism: Fopius arisanus
Lineage: Eukaryota; Metazoa; Arthropoda; Insecta; Hymenoptera; Braconidae
Gene: SkpA
Product: S-phase kinase-associated protein 1
Exons: 3
Coding region: 258-746 (162 amino acids)
Biological process (GO): SCF-dependent proteasomal ubiquitin-dependent protein catabolic process
Cellular component (GO): cytoplasm; nucleus
Molecular function (GO): cullin family protein binding
Source: RefSeq, a predicted model, not a curated record